Messenger RNA from Melampsora larici-populina 98AG31, 1069 nucleotides. RefSeq lists its product as uncharacterized. The record is from RefSeq and is a predicted model, not a curated record. Gene Ontology annotation, molecular function: sequence-specific DNA binding. The annotation marks the transcript as partial. The transcript has a single exon. NCBI's taxonomy places the organism in Eukaryota, Fungi, Basidiomycota, Pucciniomycetes, Pucciniales, Melampsoraceae.
UUUCCACACCACGUUCCUGCUUGAAUGGGCUCCGUACUAUUCCAUCCAAACGGUCUCCCUUGUUCUAGGUCGACGGCUUUAUCCAACUCAACACUCAUGUUUUCUUGGUGGUACCUAUACCAGAUUGAAGAUCUUCGCAAAAUCCUUCAGUACUUGACCUGGUUGGAACGACUGGGAGGAGAUCCGCUACCCGACCUUUCGGCUCGACGAGUUCAUGUGGAAACUUGGCACCCACAUAUCUCCAAGCUGACCACCCGGUUUUAUCCGGAUGAGAUCUUGGAGAUUCACCACUGGGGUGGCUUCCCGGACUCUAUCAUACUGCCAAACCGAGCUAGAGAAGUGGGUAGCACCGCUCUCGCCAUCUAUAUGGCCCGUUUGGCCACACCGUCCCGAUACUUCGACCUUUCCCAAAUCUUUGGGCGCGACCUUUCCACAAUUGGCCGUAUCUGCCGUUGGGUGCAAGGUUGGAUCUAUGAGCACUGGGGCCCUCUGUUGCGAUGGGAUCCAAGACGUUAUCCGCCAGCUGUUUUGGAAGGUUUUGCGGCGAGUUUGGUGGAGGCUAAGGAUUGUCCUAUGGACAAUUGCGUGGGUUUUUUGGACGGUCAAUUAUUUUUCUCAACAUCAAGUUAGAUUCAUAGAUGGCUGAAGUUCUACUUCCAGGAACGGUUUGGCGGAUUGCACGCCCUAAGUACAAUCAGCGGGCGUUCUAUAACGGCCACAAGCGGGUUCACAGCCUGAAAUAUCAGGCUGUAGUGACACCCGAGUGAGUGAUCUUCUUUACGGUCCCUUUGGUGAUGUCAGAUAUCAAUCGGUUCUGCUGUUUGUUCAACAGUGGUAUGACUGCCGAUUUGACGGAGGCGUUUAUUGGUUCGCGCCACGACACCGCGAUCUUAAGGAUGUCGGGUCUGACGGAGGUUCUCGAACGUGAUGCUAAAGGUUUUGGGGGUCGCCAAAUGAUGCUUUAUGGCGAUCAAGGCUAUCAGAACUCUGCCGUCAUGCUAACUCCAUGUGGUGGCAACAAUCUUGCUCCCCAUCAAACUUGGUUCAAUCAAGUGAUGGCGAGCGUGUG